GGCCGGCGCACAGCGGUGACGUCAUCAACAUGGAGGAGUACGCCAGAGAACCUUGCCCCUGGAGGAUCGUGGAUGACUGUGGGGGAGCUUUCACGAUGGGUGCAAUCGGAGGAGGGGUGUUCCAGGCAGUCAAAGGGUUUCGAAACGCCCCUACUGGUAUUGGACACAGACUGAAAGGAAGUGCAAAUGCAGUGAGAGUAAGAGCUCCCCAGAUUGGAGGUAGCUUUGCCGUAUGGGGAGGGCUCUUCUCAACGAUCGACUGUGGUUUAGUUCGCUUGAGAGGGAAGGAGGACCCGUGGAACUCGAUCACGAGUGGAGCCCUGACCGGGGCCAUCCUGGCAGCACGCAGUGGGCCUUUAACUAUGAUGGGCUCUGCCAUGAUGGGGGGAAUUCUUCUGGCUCUCAUCGAGGGUUUCGGUAUUUUACUAACCAGAUACACAGCACAGCAGUUUCAGAACCCGGUUCCCUUUGCAGACGACCCUAGCCAGCUCCCUCCGAAGGACGGAGAGGAGCAGCCGGGCUCCAAGGGGCUGUUCUACUAGAAACAGGAAAGACUGGGGCCAGCUGUGGACGCAGUGAGUCAGACUGGAGCACGGGGUGGAAAUAGCAACCACUACAGUGGUGACAUGUAGCAGCACUUUGUUCUUGUACCUCAGGGACGCAUUGUUGUAAGUUUUUGUGUUUGUGAGUGAAUGUUUAUCUGUAAGCGAAGGUCCUUCUGACAAACCUCAUGUUUGCAACCAUCAGAAUCUCUUGCAACACUUUCUGCAUUCAUGUUGUUUGUGACAUUGCUGUUAACUUUCAGUGUUAAAUAUUCAGUUCUGCAGAAUACAGAAUGGCUUUAAUCAGGAAACUUAUACGCCACACAUAUAUGUUGGAAAUAGUUUGACAUUAACGUAUUUGCUUUGUGAACAAGGGGAGAGCAUCAGAACCAGUCUUGUGUACUUAUAUGUUGUAAAUCUGUAGCUGAAUCCAGCUUUUCAUAGACUGGGAUCAGGGGAACCAAGUUCCUUUACCUGCAAAGCUCAUAAAUGAAUGUGCAAAGUCUUACUUGUCUCGUCUUCACAAAAGCAGUUGUGCUUAAACGGGACUUUGCUGCUCUAUGAACAGUUAUGAGCUGGCUGGAUCUUCUCAUUUAACCUUUUUUUUUAAGAGAUGGAAAAUGUGAUUCUAAAAUGUCUAACAAAUUAUUUAUACUUGGACCACCAAAGAUUGUAUGCUUGGGCACAGAUCUGCUCAACAGUGAAGCCAGUGUUAUUAUGGCCACCAGAGAGCAAAAGGAAGGAUGUUGUAUUAUGUGGUAUUUCAUCAUGUUUGCUCAGCUGAUAAUAGUGGUGGUCUGCAAAAAGACUUUUUUAUUUUUGGUAUAUAAAGCAACACCAAGGAAUUUUAAAGUAAAAAUACCAGCUUCAGUUUGACUUGAAGAAAUCCUUACUCGUACAAAAGAGUUUAUUAAUCAAAACAAAAAAGUACUUACCGGUAUCUUUAUGAAGCAUCGUGUAGCUCUUCUAUGGGUGAAAACCACCAGAAGUAACUUGGGACUCUCAUCCUGGUCACCUUUCAUGAGAACUGCUUAUCGUUUUACAGCACUGUGUUACACAUCAACAAUGACUAUAAGAUGUAGUUAUCUUACAGCGCUACGUAAUAGCAGCGACAACUAAGAGAUCAAAAAAAAGUAAAGAUGGGAGGAGCGAGGAUGAAAGUGACCAAGCAAAAGGCCAAAAAUCUCCAUUGUUGUAAAAGUGACUCAACCCACUGGGCUAAAAACUGCAAAAGUUACUUUGUGAUACUUUUAAGUGUGAGCUGUGACAAUGAAUCCUAAAAACUGUAGUCUUAAAAUCCUCCGUGUGUCCAAAAUGACUUGGUAAAGGCUUUUCUUACAGUUCCUAUUCUUCGAUUAUUACUUUACCUGACAGCUUUUAUUGCUGUGGCAAAAAUGAGUCAACAUGGCAAUUGACUUAAACCUCUGUCUAUUCCAAUAAAUGUGUAUUGCAAUGAUUCUCAACCGGGGGGCCGCGGACCCCUAGUGGUCCGUGGUGUAAUUGCAAGGGGUCCGUGAUAAUAAAAUAUAUAUUUUUUAAAUAGAUCCUCUGACAUUCAUAGAAACAGAUUCAUAUUUUACUCAAAUGUGACCGAGACCUUUAUCUUCCUAAACUAAAGAGGGUAACAUGACCUUCUUUGACUCUUUACAAGUGUAAUUCGUUGUAGUUUAAUAAGAAAUCUGGCUCCCGUUUGCAUUGUUGAAGUUACUGCAUGACACUGUUAAUACAAACGUAACACGAUCUGCAUCCUUUUCAAGUUAUGAGCCCCCUAGUUUCAGUGGGAAUACUACGACGGAGUAUUAGGGCCAAACUAAGACAAAAAAAAAGUCAUAAUAUUUUGAGAAUAAAGUCGUAAUAUUACGAGAAUAAAGUUGUAAUAUUAAAUAUAUUAUAAAUAUAACUUCACAAGAUGCUCAAUAUUCCUCAUUUUAACACAGGGAGAAGAUGCUCUUCCUGUUAGAGUUCAAUAAUUUAUAUUCUCAUAAUAUUACAACUUUAUUCUCAUAAAUUAUGACUUUAUUCUCGUAAUGUUUAUUCUCGUAAUGUUACGACUUUAUUCUCGUAAUGUUACGACUUUAUUCUCGUAUUAUUACGACUUUAUUCUCGUAUUAUUACGACUUUAUUCUAUUACGACUUUAUUCUCGUAAUAUUACGACUUUAUUCUCGCAACAUUAUGACUUUAUACUCGUAAUUUUACGACUUUAUUCUCAUUAUAUUACGACUUUAUUCUCGUAAUUUCCAAUUUUAUUUUUUGUCUUAGUUUGGCCCUAAUACUCCGUCGUAGGAAUACACCCUUCAUUUCUUUAAAAUGCUUUUAUUGUGAAGUAUUUGCAGGAAGCUUGAUCAAUGACAAAUUUGAAGGGGGUCCAGGACCCCAAAAAGGUUGAGAACCACUGGCUUACGGCACUAUGUCACACAUCAACAAUGACAAAUGAAGGUCAUGGAGCUACGGUGGACAUAACGGCAGAAGUGAUUAAGACACUCAAAUAAAGUAAUGAUGGAGGAGGAAAUGAGAGAGUGACAGAGUAAGAGACCAAACAAGAGUAAUCCUAGAUGAAGGUGAAAGCGGCUUAACUUCUAUUAGGGGUUAGGGCAUUGAGCUAAACAUGACAAAGGUUCCUUUGUGCUGCUUUAAUUUAUUACAUGAAUUACCACAAUCACAUCAUGUAUAGAAAUAGAUGUUUGAACAUGUUCUUGCUUCAGUUAGUUUUUUAGCACUUUAGCAAACCUCCCUUUGCACUUUAAUUUCUGCUGUACCAUUGAGUAAUGUAGUACUUUUUAAACUAGAAGACUCUCUUCUCUUAAACUAGCGAAGACAAUGUUGUUCACAGUUUACAGUCAAACUCUGUAUAGAGAGAAUGUUUAUUUUAUUAAAACAUAUUUAUUGUAAAAGAAAAAUCAUAACAACAAUAAAGUUAUGACAUGCUAU
This is a messenger RNA of Cololabis saira (Pacific saury), 3471 nucleotides long. It is a transcript of the gene timm17b, whose product is annotated as translocase of inner mitochondrial membrane 17 homolog B (yeast). The record is from RefSeq and is a predicted model, not a curated record. Gene Ontology annotation, cellular component: TIM23 mitochondrial import inner membrane translocase complex; mitochondrial inner membrane. The transcript has 6 exons. Gene Ontology annotation, biological process: protein import into mitochondrial matrix. Gene Ontology annotation, molecular function: transmembrane protein transporter activity. The coding region runs from base 30 to 542 and encodes 170 amino acids. NCBI's taxonomy places the organism in Eukaryota, Metazoa, Chordata, Actinopteri, Beloniformes, Belonidae.